AUGAGGUCCGUGCGUGACGUUAAGGCCGCGUCCCUAGUGCCGUGUCGGAGCGUGGUCUGCCCCACCCUCACUGGGGGUCGCACCCACACGCUGUGGCUGGGGCUGAGCUCACGGAUUUACUGGACUGAGUCCCAGCGGACCCGCGACGGGUUGCUCUUGUUACCAGCGCUCUCAGGCAGGGGUUACUUUGUUGCCAGCGGUUACUUUCGCGCACCUCGGAACUUCUUUCUGUACAACCUGGCUGCCCGGUCCAGGAUGACAGGGUCCCGCAACUGGCGAGCCAUGCAAGAUAUGUGCAGGUACCGGCACCACUACCCGGAUCUGGUAGAAGGAGACUGCAAUGGUGAUAUGCCGAACCUGAGUUUCUACAAAAAUGAGAUCCGCUUCCUGCCAAACGGCUGUUUCAUUGAGGACAUUCUUCAGAACUGGAAGGACGACUACGACCUGCUCGAGGACAAUCACUCUUACAUCCAGUGGCUGUUUCCUCUGCGGGAACCAGGCGUGAACUGGCAUGCCAAGCCCCUCACGCUCAGGGAAGUUGAGGAAUUUAAAAGCUGCAGGGAGGCCAAGGAGCGGUUUGUCCGGGCCUAUGAGCUCAUGCUGGGGUUCUACGGGAUCCAGCUUGAGGACCGAGACACGGGUACAGUGCACCGAGCUCAGAACUACCAGAAGCGCUUCCAGAACUUGAACUGGCACAGCCACAACAACCUCCGGAUCACACGAGUCCUCAAGUCCCUGGGAGAGCUGGGCUUUGAGCACUUCCAAGCACCACUGGCCCGCUUCUUCCUGGAGGAGACGCUGGUGUGGCGGGAGCUGCCAGGCGUGCGCCAGAGCGCGCUCGACUACUUCGUGUUCGCUGUGCGCUGCCGGCGCCAGCGCCGCGAGCUGCUGCGCUUUGCCUGGGAGCACUUCCAGCCUCGCUGCAAGUUUGUCUGGGGGCCCCACGACAAGCUGCAGAGGCUUAGGCCCAGCUCUCCGCCCCACCCGCCGGGGGGCCCCGUCCACAAGGCUGGCUCCCAGGGCCAGACCUGCAGGCCAGAGAGGAGUGAGGGUGGGGACAGUGAGGCCGAGAGUCCCCAGCCGCCGAGCACAGAGCCCCAGGAUGUAGGAACCCUGGAGAGGGACCAGGGAGAUGAGGCUAGGGCCCACGGGGAGGAUGGGCCAGAGCCCCUGAGCCCCAAAGAGAGCAAGAAGAGGAAGUUGGAGGUGAACCGGCAGGAGCAGGCCUCCGGAGAGCCUGGCCCCCAGAACUCCUCAGAGGUGGAGAAGAUCGCCCUGAACCUGGAGGGGUGCGCGCUCAACCAGGGCAGCCUUGGGGAGGGGACCCAGGAAGUGAGCAGUCAGGAUCCGGAGGAGGCCGAGCAGCCCUGCCCCCAGACCCCGGGGGCCAGGGUGGUUGAUGAGGUGAGGAAGCGGAGGAAAGUGGAUGAGGGUGCUGGGGACAGUGCUGUGGUGGUGGCCAGAGGUGGUGCCCAAAUACAGGCCCCUGCCUGGCCGCCUGCUCCACUGGAGUGCUCCAAGGCUGAGGAGGGUGAGAACAGGGUCCAGGAGGACACAGAAGGCCAGGUAAAGAUGGAGCAGGGUGCCCCCAGGAGCCCAUCAGAGGGCCCAGGCCCCAACAUCAAAGGACCCAUGAGGGACGGGAGGGCUGAGGCGGGGGACAAGGGAGCAGAGGCGGUGGACGACGGGAGGGCUGCAGUGGGGGAUGGGAGGGUUGAGGCGGGAGACAAGGGAACUGAGGCGGUGGACGAUGGGAGGGCCGAGGCGGGGGAUGGGAGGGCUGAGGCAGGGGCAGGACCUCCCUGCAAGCCCGGGCAGCCUUAAGGAGGGGAGCCACACACUCCUCGGCUCUGCCCCACCCUGCUGCAUGAAGAGCCGUCUGGGAGCCACACUGGCAGCUCUCUCAGUGCCCAGCAGUGCCAGCCUCUCCCUGGUGGUCACUGCAGCGGCCGCCAGCAGGACCAAGGCCCCACCCUCAGGGAAGGCCCUGGCCUUCAGAACCUCAACCUCAUCUUCCCCAGCCAGCUCUCCUCUCUGUCCCCUGAUCUUUGUAAAUUGACCCUAAAGGUUGGGGGCGGGGGGGGCGGGGCUCAUUUUCUUAGUCUGGUGCCAAGCGAGGCCUUUUCUGAAUAAAUCCAUUUGGCUUUGA
Molecule: messenger RNA, 2149 nt
Organism: Galeopterus variegatus (Sunda flying lemur)
Lineage: Eukaryota; Metazoa; Chordata; Mammalia; Dermoptera; Cynocephalidae
Gene: OGFR
Product: opioid growth factor receptor
Exons: 8
Coding region: 1-1824 (607 amino acids)
Cellular component (GO): membrane
Molecular function (GO): opioid growth factor receptor activity
Source: RefSeq, a predicted model, not a curated record